AUGGCGGAAACAACAUCUCAAAAUCAAUCAAAUAAAUGCAAACGGUUGUACUUUUCUUUGACCAAUAUCAAUCUAUUUGGCGAUCAAGAUGCAAUAUCUCUGGUUGAUCAAUUACUUGCUACAAGAAUUUUUCUCUUUUUAUUAGUCAUUAGUCUCAGUAUUGUUAUUGUUUUCUCUACUGUCACUGUUCAAACACAAACUGUCACUAUUGAAUCACCAACAGAAAUUACUUUUCAACAACUUUCUGUUCAAUAUUCAUCUACACUUUCAUGUUCAUGUACACAAAUUUCAAUUCGUCAUAAUCAAUUUGUUUUAUUGAAUCCACGUUAUCAUUCAAUAUGUACAAGUCAAUUUGUUAAUCAAACAUUUAUUUCAUCAUUAAAUGAUUACAAAAUGAGUGAUUAUUAUCCAUUAGACUAUCGUAUUAUGGCAGCAUCGCAUUUUCAAGUAAUUGCUCUACUUUGUCAAACAAUAACACAAAUGGUAUCAGAUGUAUUAGAAGAAUUUGCUACUAGAUACAUUAUCACUAAUAAAGUUUUAUCACAUAGUAUAUUCAAUGCUCAAGUAAAAGCACUUGUCGAACAAUUAAAAUCAAUAACUAUAGCUAAUGUCAAAAGUAUAAAUGAUUUUCUUUGGUUUAAUAUUUUUCAAAAUCAAAUUCAAUCAGGAUUGCGUACGAAUUAUUUUAUUCAAGCUGUACCUGGAGCUCUCACUAAUAAAUUUGUUACAGUUAGAUAUAAAACAUUGAAUAAAACAUGUUCUUGUUCAUCAAAUAAUGUUUGUACACAUCAAGUUGGUAUUUACAAUCAAACAGGACGUGCAGGUGUAAACAUUUCGACUAAAUUUGGAGAUUUAACUACUGAUCCACCAUUAUUAUUAACGAUACCUGGUAUUAUGGUUGGUUGUUUACCAUAUGACUCAUUACUUAGAUCAACAUUUGAGUGUUUCUAUAAUCAAUCAUGUAUUGAUCAAAUUCAAAUAUUCAUUAAUGGAUUAGAAUUAAUUACACCACUUUCAUCAUCUCGUUUCGAACACAAUACAACAGUGAAUAAUCUAUUUGAUCAAUUAUUUAUUGAAUUAUGGAAUCAAACGAUUAAUUUUACUGGUUAUUUUCAAGUUUGUUCUCCUCAUUCAUGUACAUAUUCGUAUGCUCGACGAUUUGAUCUACUUUAUGUUAUUGUUACACUUAUUAGUCUGUUUGGUGGACUAAAAACAAUUUUAUUUUUUUCAACACCUCAAAUAGUUAAAUUUAUACGAAAAUUUCGAAAGAUUCAAAAUGUUCAUAAUACAAAUAAUGUCAUAUCAACGAUAAAUCCAAUAGAUAUAAAUCAAAAUCGUUUAAUUUUCAAAAUAACUGAAGUUUACGAGAAAAUACUUAAAUUAAAUAUGUUUCCAUUGUCAUCUGAUAUUACUGAUGGAAUUUAUUCAACACGUAUUUAUAUUUUAUUAUUCGUUACUGGAAUAUUCAUUUUAGUUUUCUAUUCAUCUAUUAUUGUUCGAAUUCGAAUUCAUAGUGUUUAUCAACCGUCAAUUGAUGAAUAUGAACAAUUAUAUUCACAGUAUUCAUCAACACUAGUGUGUCCAUGUACUCAUCUUUCUGUUCCUUAUUCAUCGAUCAUACAGAUGAAACCUUAUUAUCAUCAAGUAUGUUCAAGUGAUAUCGUCAAAAAUAACGGAUGGUUACUCUACUUUAAUGGAUUAGUUGGUGCUUUCUACUCUUUAGAUUUUCGUAUUCGAGGCUUUAAAAUAUUCGCUAUACUUCAAACAUUAUGCAGUAUGUCAAAUGAGACUAUAACAAAUAAACUUGCUGUCUUCAAUGAUUUACAAUUUGUUAGUGCUCGUGUAGUGACAAAAAAUGCAUUUAACACACAAAUAUUUGCACUUAUUCAACAAUUUAAACAGCAGACGCUCGCAUCUUUUCUCGAUUUAUUUCAACUUGUUCUAACUUCAAUUCAACUUAAUCAAUUUAUUACUUCUGGUGCCAGUAAUGCUCAAUUAUUGAAAACAAUAGCUAAUAAUAAUGAUUCAUUCCGUUUUAUAUCAAACAAUGAUUGGGAAAAUGAUUGUUCAUGUGGUACUAAUGUUUCUUGUAUACGUUCCGAAGGAUUUUAUUGUAGAACAACAUCUUGUUUUAUAUCUCCAACUAAACCAAAUCAAACGAUACCAGGCUUGGUUGCAAGUUGUCUACUUGUUGAUUCUCUUCUUGCAUCUUCACUUGAAUGUUUCUAUAAUGAAUCAUGUAUUCAAAUGCUUAUUCAAUGGCAUUCAUUUGGAUCCCCCAAUGUUACAAUAGAUCCACGAGUUGCCAAUAUUACUCCACUUGAUGCAACGGUUAAUAAUCGUUUUUCUCCUAAUACUCGACUGGGUAUUAUUGUUUCACAAUUAUUUAUUGAAGAUUGGGCAAAUUCUACUAAUUUUAGUUACUAUUAUAAUCAAUGUGCACCAGAUGAAUGCACUUAUACUUAUGAAGAACGUUUUAAUAGAGCUUAUGUUAUUGCAACGAUAGUUGGUAUAGCCGGUGGUCUUUCUACUGCACUUCGAAUAUUGAUUUUACCUGUUGUGAAAUUACUUCGACGAAUGUAUUAUCAUUGCCACAGACCUAAGAAACCUGUUGUAAGAGAAUGCUUCGCAGAACGAGGUAUUCAAUUAGUUCUAAUUGUUUUUUUUUGUAUGACUAUUCAUCAAAUUAAUUAA
Molecule: messenger RNA, 2694 nt
Organism: Rotaria sp. Silwood2
Lineage: Eukaryota; Metazoa; Rotifera; Eurotatoria; Philodinida; Philodinidae
Source: the annotation of a GenBank genome assembly